Rubroshorea leprosula is the source of this 573-nucleotide messenger RNA. Lineage: Eukaryota; Viridiplantae; Streptophyta; Magnoliopsida; Malvales; Dipterocarpaceae. The record is from the annotation of a GenBank genome assembly.
AGUAAGUAUAUGAAAACUCUUGCAUAUUUGAGAUUUUGUAUCUAAUUGAACUUUAAUUCCUACAAUUUCUUUGCAUGCAUAUCAUAUAGUUGCAUUUUUGCACUAGGAUUUUGUGGGUUAAUCCACUGAAAACCCUCAUGAGACACAACUCAUCUACUAGGGUGACCUAGGGGUUUAAAGGCUUGUUGCACAUGCUAAGUGCAAUCGUGAUUUCAACGAAAGCGAAAAAAAAGAGACUUCCGAGAGCGGAUUUUAGAGGCAACUGGCAGAGAGCUUGGAAGGCGAGUUUGAGGCAGAGCUUGCGCGGAUUCUAUGUGAGUGACGGCAGAAGCAAAGGCAGCCACUGGGGACACUUCAAUCGAAAACAAAGGGGACAAGCGCGACAGUGAAGGCUACAGAUCUGAGUUCCACAAAUUGGGUUUUUGCUCUUCUAAACUUAUUUUUUCCUUUGUUUGGAUAUGGGAUUGUGGUUCAUCAAUUUAAUCUCAGAUUUUAUCAUGUUUAGUAUGAACUAAUUUUGCCAUCUAAGGCUACGAUGUAGCCUAAUCAAUUUAAUAUAGAAUUUCAUGAUUU